This is a messenger RNA of Salvia splendens (bonfire salvia), 1856 nucleotides long. Its product is annotated as protein BASIC PENTACYSTEINE6. NCBI's taxonomy places the organism in Eukaryota, Viridiplantae, Streptophyta, Magnoliopsida, Lamiales, Lamiaceae. Gene Ontology annotation, cellular component: nucleus. Gene Ontology annotation, molecular function: sequence-specific DNA binding; DNA-binding transcription factor activity. Gene Ontology annotation, biological process: response to ethylene. The coding region runs from base 784 to 1701 and encodes 305 amino acids. The transcript is spliced from 5 exons. The record is from RefSeq and is a predicted model, not a curated record.
AUGGUGCAAAAUGAAGUUUAUCUUGACUAGCAAAGAAGGCAAAGGACAGAAGUGCGCAGUUCCGGCGAUAUCAGAAAACGGAUACGGUUCAACUCCGACCCGUACGACCAUUAAAUGACGUCGUUUCAUCCUAAUAACCACUAAAACGACCCCACUUAGCAGCUCCGAAUUCCCAAUUCAAAAAGGAAAGAGCAUCUUUUAUUCUCUCGCCUGCAAACACGCACACUCAGCUCUCUUCUCUCCGGCGAAGAGAGGGGAGAGAGUGAAAGUAAGAUUUCGAGAGAGAGAGAGAGAGAGCGUGAGCUUAAGGAAGCUGAAGCUCUUCAUCGCCGGUAGCCUCUCUCCGGUUUGUGUUGAAAUUCAGUUGUGCUUCUUUCCCCGAUCUACUAGCUCGAUUCUCGAUAAUCGUUUAAUUUAUUGCCAGCUCGCAAUUUGGUCGGUAAUUGUGAAGAUCGAAAAUUGAAUUUACUUUGGGAAUUCAUACACCGGCGAUUUAGUUGGUAGAACUGUAGAAGCUUCUUGGCCAAGAUUUCCCGAUCAAGCAUCAUGGCUUCGAAAAUCACUUCUUUGCAGGCAUCUUCCUUUUGUGCCUGCCUAAGUGAUUGGCUAAUUUUUCUACCUAUCCGUUUCCAUUAUCUUGUUAAUUGGCACAAUAGAGGCGUUUAAAAUUUGAAAGUUUUGAUAUGAACUUUCCAUUUGUCUACUCACAACUUGAUCGACCAUCAGGAGAACAAUGAAAAGACACUUAGAGGAUGGACUUCUAAACUAGUUCUACUGUUAAAGAUGGACCACAAUCACUUGACGAUAAAAACCUUUAUGGCCAUCACGGCCGACAGAGAUGCUGCCAUCCGAGAAAAGAACAUGGCAUUGGAGGAGAGGAAGAGGGCUUUUCAAGAGCGUGAUAUGGCAAUGUUACAGAGGGAUGCUGCAAUUGCUGAAAGAAACGCUGCCAUACAAGAACGGGAUGAAGCGAUUGCUUCUCUUCGAUAUCGAGAGAGCUCAAUGAACGACAACACAGAUAUCCCUGAUUCAUAUGGAAGUGAGCUUGCAAGUGGGGGAAAACAUAUCAUCCAGUACCAGCAACAACAGCAAAUGCGUGUUUCUGAAGCUGCUGGAUAUAGUCCUAAAGGAAACUUACGAGGCAAUGAAAUUGUUAUUGCAGAGACUGCCGAAACCCCCAAGCCUCGGAGAGGGAGGCAGACGAAAGACAAAGAAGGAAAAGCGACAAAAUCAGCCAAGCCUCCGAGAGCAGGCAAAAGAACUGCUGAAGCAGUGGUAAAAGAGGAGGUAAAUUCUGAUGCGUACAAUGGUUGGAGUAACGAGCAGGGUUUGGACAGUGAGGAGGAGUACCUAGAUAAGCAAGUCUCGUGGAAGGAUAAUCUGGGUUUAAACCAAAUCAAUUUCGAUGAAUCAGCCAUGCCAGUCCCUGUUUGCUCGUGCACAGGCGCACCACAGCCAUGCUACAGAUGGGGGAACGGCGGCUGGCAAUCCGCGUGCUGUACAACUACGAUCUCAAUGUAUCCGCUGCCUCAGGUAGCGAACAAACGCUACUCCAGAGUUGGGGGGAGAAAGAUGAGUGGGAGUGCGUUCAACAAGCUGCUCAAUCGACUCGCUGGAGAGGGGUAUGACUUCUCCUCUCCCCUCGAUCUCAAAGACCACUGGGCGAAGCAUGGCACGAACCGUUACAGCACUCUUAAGUAGAUGAUGCUAUGCUCUGUUGUUGUAUUCCAUCCCCUAGAUUUUUAUUCUCUCUUUAUAAAUGCCAUUGUAAUUGCGUUGAUUGGAUUCGUAAUCUAAUAUACAAUCUGUUAUAUACUGCUUAUUGGAUCGAAAUAUGGCAUUGCUUUAAAAUUAAA